Molecule: messenger RNA, 2063 nt
Organism: Mollisia scopiformis
Lineage: Eukaryota; Fungi; Ascomycota; Leotiomycetes; Helotiales; Mollisiaceae
Product: major facilitator superfamily transporter
Exons: 8
Coding region: 189-1820 (543 amino acids)
Biological process (GO): transmembrane transport
Molecular function (GO): transmembrane transporter activity
Source: RefSeq, a predicted model, not a curated record
AUGUAUCUGGGCCAUAUUGCCAAUCUCGGAAUUAGAUUGCAUUGCUAAAUUCCGGGCUCAGGUACCCGGAAUCACACGAUGUUGCGACAGACAUAUAUGAUUCAUUUUCAGCACUUGAAUACCUCUCACAGCUCAUUCACAUCUUUUUUCUCUUCUAUUGUGGUGUUAUUUCCGGUCUCUCCUUCCUCAUGUCAUCGACCGAAAAGUCUCCCGAGGGACUCAGCCAUGACAAUACUUCGACUGAAGAAGCUCUGGAGCAAGACAAACAUGAAUCUGCAGUUGAAGAGCCAAUAGAGGAUGAGUCGCAAUAUAUAACUGGGUUCAGACUUGCCUUGAUGCUUGUUGCACUGUGUAUGGCUGUACUUUUGGUCGGAUUAGACAAUGCGAUUCUAGCUACAGCAAUUCCUACAAUCACUACGAAAUUCAACUCUCUUGAUGAUGUGGGCUGGUAUGGAAGUGCUUUCCUGAUCUGCGUCUGCGCGCUACAGCCACUUUCUGGCAAACUCUUCCAAUACUUCUCCCUAAAAUGGACAUAUCUCGCCUUCGUGUUUGUGUUCGAGCUUGGUAGCUUACUCUGUGCGACGGCUGUGUCUUCGAAGAUGCUCAUUGUUGGACGAGCUGUCGCUGGGAUGGGAGCAGCUGGGCUCUUCUCUGGCGGUCUGAUAAUCCUGGGACAUUCAAUUACUCCUCGUGAACGUCCUCUAUAUACAGGUCUCAUUGCUUCGAUGUUCGGUAUCUCAAGCAUAUUCGGUCCAAUCUUGGGAGGGGUGUUCACACAACGUCUCUCUUGGAGGUGGUGCUUCUACAUUAAUCUUCCACUUGGAGCCGUGACACUUUUCGUCAUCCUCCUAGUCUUCCGCCCUGCCGAACGGCCAGAAACGAAACUUCCCUUUCGAGAAAAGAUGUCACAUCUCGACCUUCCCGGCCUUAUGCUCUUUAUCCCCGCCGUGGUCAUGCUCCUGCUUGCCGUCCAAUGGGGUGGAAACAAAUACGCAUGGAAAUCAAGCACCAUCAUUGGACUCUUCGUCGGCUUUGGUCUCACCAUAAUUCUUUUCGCUGCAUGGCAAUGGCGACAACAAGACGAAGCUUCCAUUCCACCCAGAAUCAUUGGACAAAGAAGCAUACUCAGUGCUAUGGCGAUUGUCUUUCUUGGAAUGGGAAGUGUACAACUCAUCUCUUAUUACCUUCCCAUGUACUUUCAAGUCAUCAAGGGAGCGAGUCCAGUGCAUAGCGGUAUCAGAUUCUUACCUACUGUACUAGCUAAUUUCACUAGCUCCAUCUUGACUGGCGGUCUGGUUACCAAAUUCGGGCAUUUUAACCCUUGGCUCUUCUUCGGUACAGGCUUGACAGCCAUCGGCUCUGGCAUUUUCUCAACUUUCAAAGUCGACACUGGAAACUCUAUGAUCAACGGAAUUCAGGUCCUCGCUGGAUUUGGAGCUUCCUGCGUGAUUCAGAUGCCUUUGAUCGGUCUAAUGACGCUCCUUCCUGCCCACGACCUCACAACCGCGACCUCGAUCGUCGUAUUCUUCCAAUUCCUAGGAGGAGCAAUCUUCCUCGCCAUUGCAGAAAAUAUAUUCGUUUCCCGUCUCGUUUCUUCCUUGCACGAAUACACACCUUCCCUUGAUGCACAAGCUGUGGUUAAUGUGGGGGCGGAGGGUUUGAGGAAGUUGUUGAGUGACGAUGGACAGCUGGGGCAAUUGGCAGGUGCGUUGCUGGCGUAUGAUGAGGCUAUUACGAGGACGUUCUUGUUGGGGGCUGCUGGGGCGUCGGUUGCUUUUGUGGCGAGUGCGGGGAUGGAGUGGAAGAGCUUCAAGAAAUGAAGACACGGGCAAGAAGGAAGCUUGGAACCGGGUCAUGGAAUCUCUGCUCUUGUGGUGGUCGUGUAAUGGUAGCCAUGGCUUGGGACAAUCCCAUCACAUUGGAUAGAUCGCACUCAUGACAUAAAAAUCACAAGUCCAAGCAAAGUGGUAAGUAAGCUCGUACAUACCAACCACUCAAAUACUAGUCUUCUCGUCGGGAGACCACUUGCGAGUCACCGCAUGUCACACCAACCAUUGUCAACU